Molecule: messenger RNA, 892 nt
Organism: Neocloeon triangulifer
Lineage: Eukaryota; Metazoa; Arthropoda; Insecta; Ephemeroptera; Baetidae
Product: histidine-rich glycoprotein-like
Exons: 2
Source: RefSeq, a predicted model, not a curated record
AAAACUGUAACUUCAGAGAAAGAAUUUUUUAUUAAACUUUUAUCUCCAAAUAGGUGGCGGUGGAGGCGGUGGAGGUGGAGGAGGCGGCGGUGCAGUGGUUACAACAACAACACCCUGUCCUACAACAACGACUCCCUGUACGACCACCACGACUCCCUGCACCACAACUACAACGACUCCUUGCCCCACAACUACGACUCCUUGUACCACAACUACAACUACCACAACCCCUUGUCCGACCACCACCACCCCUUGCACAACAACCACCACUACAACAACUCCUUGUCCGACCACCACCACCCCUUGCACAACAACCACCACUACAACAACUCCUUGUCCGACCACCACCACCCCUUGCACAACAACCACAACUACCACAACCCCUUGUCCAACCACCACCACCCCUUGCACAACAACCACAACUACCACAACCCCUUGUCCAACCACCACCACCCCGUGCACAACAACCACAACUACAACAACUCCUUGUCCGACCACCACCACCCCUUGCACAACAACCACAACUACAACAACUCCUUGUCCGACCACAACCACCCCUUGCACAACGACCACCACAACGACAACUCCUUGUCCGACCACCACGACUCCUUGCACCACCACAACAACUCCUUGCACCACAACAACUACUCCUUGCACUACCACAACCCCUCCCUGCACAACCACAACUCCUCCGUGCACGACCACAACCCCUCCAUGCGUGACGACGCCCCCUUGCGCCACUAAUCCACCAGCGGCCAAGUGUCCGGACUGUGUGAACUCCGCUUGCACAGUCAACGCGUGCAACCAGUCCACCCACCUGCCCUACCCAGGUGACUGCACCAGGUUCUGCCAGUGCGACCACAAUGGCGCCGUGGCAUUCACAUGCCCCGCU